Messenger RNA from Lachancea dasiensis, 2037 nucleotides. NCBI's taxonomy places the organism in Eukaryota, Fungi, Ascomycota, Saccharomycetes, Saccharomycetales, Saccharomycetaceae. The record is from the annotation of a GenBank genome assembly.
AUGAUGCGAGGUUUUAAGCAAAAGCUGAUAAAAAAAACCACCGGGUCUGGUUCAUCUGGUGGAAAGAAGAAGGAUAAAGAGGACUCGAAGAAAACUUCAUCGACGUCCCACAGUACGUCUAACAGUAGCAGUCCAGUUCCAGUAAAUCCGAAGGUUCCUAGUGAUAAAAAAAAUUCUAGUACAGGAUCAAGCACAAGCGGCACCAAACAGUCAAAGGGUAAGACGACAAGUACAGGUUCUGGAAAUGUUCCACGCAGUCAUUUAAACACGAAGAGUGUUGGUGGUGGUGGUGGUGUUACGGCUCCAACCGGCUCACAUGCGGAAGACCCACACGGGCCCUCAACAAGUCAGAAAAAAUUAGAAGUUAUGGGAAAUAUCAAUCAGCCACCAAAGUCGUCUCAGCCAACGCUUAUUGCCGCAGCCUCAUUGCCUCCCUCUCCCACCACGGCAACGGUGUCAUUAGCAGUACCGGGAAGCGGCGCAAGCUCGUUGCACAAAGACGGGCCUUCAACGCCAUCUUCAUCCACGGGCAUCGACAUUCCGCGCUCGUCCCAUUCAUUUGAGCGCUUGCCAAAUCCAUCAAAAUUGAAUCCUGAGCCCGAUCUGGAUCUUAUCAAAACCCCUCAGAGACACUCUUCGUCGAGAUUCGAGCCUUCGCGCUACACCCAACUAACAAAAUUACCUCACUUUGAUGAUGUUUCGCCAGAGGAGCAGAUUGCCUUGUUCAUAGCAAAAGUGGAUCAAUGCAAUACGAUUUUCGACUUUGGUGAUCCAAGUUUCGAUAUUCAAGGUAAGGAGAUCAAACGGAUAACUCUUCAGGAGUUAAUUGAAUUCGUGGUGACCAGCAGGUUCGCAUACACGGACGAAAUGUACGCUCAUGUUGUCAACAUGUUCAAGAAUAAUCUAUUUCGACCAAUUCCACCCCCUGUCAAUCCUAUAGGGGACGUAUUUGAUCCAGAUGAAGAUGAGCCGGUCAACGAGUUAGCGUGGCCACAUAUGCAAUGCGUUUAUGAGUUCUUCUUGAGGUUUGUUGAAAGUCCCGAUUUCAACCACCAGGUGGCCAAACAAUAUAUUGACCAAGAAUUCAUCCUCAGGUUACUCGAUCUCUUUGAUAGCGAGGAUAUCAGGGAGAGAGACUGUCUGAAGACUACUCUACACAGAAUUUACGGGAAGUUUUUAAGCCUUAGGAGUUUUAUCCGCCGCUCCAUAAGCAACAUUUUCUUACAAUUUGUUUACGAAACCGAGAAAUUCAAUGGAAUUGCUGAGCUCCUUGAAAUACUAGGCUCGAUUAUUAAUGGUUUCGCUCUUCCACUCAAAGAAGAACACAAAAUAUUUUUGGUUCGCGUCUUAAUACCCAUGCAUAAAGUCCGCUGUCUUUCUUUAUAUCAUCCCCAGUUAGCGUACUGUAUUGUGCAAUUCUUAGAGAAAGAACCUUUUUUGACUGAAGAGGUGGUGAUGGGUCUCUUGAGAUACUGGCCAAAAAUAAACUCCACAAAAGAGAUCAUGUUUUUGAACGAGAUAGAGGACAUUUUCGAAGUGAUAGAACCAUUAGAAUUCAUUAAAAUCGAGGUACCUCUGUUUGUGAAGCUUGCGAAAUGCAUCUCUUCGCCACAUUUCCAAGUUUCCGAAAAAGUUUUAAGCUAUUGGAAUAAUGAAUAUUUCCUAAAUUUAUGCAUAGAGAAUGCCGAGGUCAUCCUACCUAUUAUUUUCCCAGCCCUAUAUGAACUCACUUCACAGUUAGAUUUAGAAUCUCACGAUGAUGAACAUGGUAAUCGCACAUCAGACCCCUAUGUGUUAGUAGAGCAGGCGAUCAGCUCCGGGUCAUGGAACCGCGCCAUCCAUGCCAUGGCGUUCAAGGCUCUCAAAAUAUUUCUGGAGACCAACCCAGUCCUGUACGAUAAUUGCAAUUCUAUGUAUUUCACAAGUGUCAAGGAAACGCAAAAACGGAAGGAGGAACGUAAUGAUAAUUGGCAAAAACUUCAGUUGUACGUCGAUAAUUUUAAAACGAACAGUGCUCCUGGUGUACACGGAACGUAA